Molecule: messenger RNA, 945 nt
Organism: Fraxinus pennsylvanica
Lineage: Eukaryota; Viridiplantae; Streptophyta; Magnoliopsida; Lamiales; Oleaceae
Source: the annotation of a GenBank genome assembly
AUGGGCAUCGUCCGUGAACGCCGCCAGCUUAACCUCCGCCUCCCUUUGCCGGAAACCUCCGAGCGCCGCCCUCGCUUCCACUUACCCCUCCCACCCUCCACCACCACCAUCACUGCUGCUGACCUCGAAAAACUUCAAGUCUUGGGCCACGGAAACGGCGGUACUGUCUACAAAGUCCGCCACAAACACACCUCAGCUAUGUAUGCAUUGAAAGUUGUUCAUGGAGAUAGCGACACCGCAAUCCGCCGCCAGAUCCUCCGUGAAGUUUCCAUCCUCCGCCGAACAGAUUCCCCUUACGUCAUCAAGUGUCACGGCGUCUUCGAUAUUCCCGGCGGCGAUAUAGCAAUCUGCAUGCAGUACAUGGACAUGGGCACCCUCGAGACCCUAAUGAAAAACGGCACCAAAUUCUCCGAGCAACUUCUUUCCAGGAUCUGCUUCCAGGUUUUAAGUGGGCUUGAAUAUUUGCACUCCCACAAGAUUAUUCACAGAGAUUUGAAGCCUUCAAAUAUAUUAGUAAACAAUAAAUUGGAAGUGAAAAUUUCUGAUUUUGGAGUCAGUAAAAUCAUGCACCGGACAUUGGAUCCCUGCAAUUCCUACGUUGGAACCUGCGCUUAUAUGAGCCCGGAAAGAUUCGACCCGGAUACAUACGGCGGCAAUUACAACGGGUACGCCGGCGAUAUAUGGAGCUUAGGAUUGACUCUACUGGAACUGUUCAUGGGCCAUUUUCCAUACUUGCCGGAGGGGCAAAGACCUGACUGGGCUACACUUAUGUGUGCCAUAUGCUUCGGCGAUCCACCGAGCUUGCCGGAAAGUGCAUCGGAAAAUUUGAAGAAUUUCAUUCAGUGCUGUUUGCAGAAGGAUCCCAGUAAAAGAUGGAGUGCAACCCAGUUGUUAUCACAUCCUUUUGUGCGAGAUAUUGAACUGAAAUCAACACGAGGACAUUAA